Molecule: messenger RNA, 1488 nt
Organism: Brassica rapa (field mustard)
Lineage: Eukaryota; Viridiplantae; Streptophyta; Magnoliopsida; Brassicales; Brassicaceae
Product: homeobox protein knotted-1-like 5
Biological process (GO): regulation of DNA-templated transcription
Cellular component (GO): nucleus
Molecular function (GO): DNA binding
Source: RefSeq, a predicted model, not a curated record
AAUAAAGAAAGAACACGGUUUCAGACAUUCAUGGUUAAUUAAGACACGGUUGGUCUGGAGAGGAAUAACUCCUAGGGGAAAGAGAAAAAGUGUCUUUUAUUUUCUCUCCAAUCCCCAAAACGCAGGAAAACAAUGUCGUUUAACAGCUCCCACCUCCUUCCUCCGCAGGAAGACCUUCCUCUCCGACACUUCUCCUCCGAUCAAUCACACCAACCGUCGCUUCUCACCGCCAGUUUCCUCAACCUCCCUCCCACCACAGCCACAACCGACUCCAAGUUUACCCAUCCGCAUCGCGACGGAGACAGUUCCGCUGCCGCUACAAACCGACGGUGGCUCUCAUUCCACACGGAGGUCCAAAACACCGGUGAAGGCGAUCCUGAAGAAGUCAACGCCGAUGGUGUUGAAGAUUGGAGGAGCGCUAGCGACAAAGCUGCGAUUUUGAAACAUCCCAUGUACGAGCAGCUUCUGGCAGCCCACGUGGCUUGCCUCAGAGUCGCUACUCCCGUUGACCAGAUUCCGAGGAUCGAUGCACAGCUCAGUCAGUUACACACCGUAGCCGCAAAGUACUCAUCUCUUGGUGUGGGUAUGGACAACAAGGAGCUUGAUCAUUUCAUGUCGCAUUACGUUGUGGUGUUAUGUUCGUUUAAAGAACAACUCCAACACCACGUCUGUGUCCAUGCAUUGGAAGCCAUUACGGCUUGUUGGGAGAUUGAGCAGUCACUACAAUCCAUAACGGGAGUUUCACCAAGUGAAAGUAACGGCAAGACAAUGUCGGAUGAUGAUGAAGAUGAUAAUCAAGUAGAAGAGAGCGAGGUGAAUAUGUUUGAUGGAAGUUUGGACGGUUCGGAUUGCAUGAUGGGAUUCGGUCCUCUUGUUCCAACCGAGCGUGAGAGAUCCUUGGUGGAGCGUGUGAAGAAGGAACUGAAGCAUGAGCUGAAACAGGGGUUCAAAGAGAAGAUUGUGGACAUAAGAGAAGAGAUAAUGAGGAAGAGAAGGGCGGGGAAGUUGCCUGGAGACACAACGUCUGUGCUCAAAGAGUGGUGGCGGACUCACUCCAAAUGGCCAUACCCAACUGAGGAAGAUAAGGCAAGGCUUGUGGAAGAAACCGGUUUACAGUUGAAGCAGAUUAACAAUUGGUUUAUCAACCAGAGGAAAAGAAACUGGAACAGCAGCUCUUCCACAUCGUCUACACUCUCCAAGAGCAAACGUAAACGGAUUGGGAAGUCGUAGGUGACAUUCUGGUUAACCAGAGGAUGAUGCUUGCUUCUCCGGAUAUGAAAGACAUGGUUUCUCCUUCGGUUAUGUGAUCGUACUAAUUACAAUAUGUAUAGGUCUAUCGGUUUGCCUAUAUAAUUGGAUUUGUAGAGCUUAAUCAUGUUUGUAUCAGCUUUAAAAUCUAUGUUUAUGUGUGUGUAUAUAAAGUAUAGUUCUUGGAAGUUGGUUUUUGCGUCUAGUAAUGAACGCUUGGUCGGUUUUUUUCUUUGUAAA